AUGUUAGAGGAUUUGAGAAUGGUCGACGAUGUCCUGCUAGUUCAGUGCGGCAUUGCGACAGCAGCUGCACUAUGCCAACGGCAUUCAGACAAACAACCUAACCUUGAGAAUGCGCCGGUGCCAGAGCUAUGUGGAUCACUUAGCACCGAUAAAAAACUUUCACAUGAUGUCAUCCGCAAGGCAACGGUUACGUAA
This is a messenger RNA of Opisthorchis viverrini, 195 nucleotides long. RefSeq lists its product as hypothetical. NCBI's taxonomy places the organism in Eukaryota, Metazoa, Platyhelminthes, Trematoda, Opisthorchiida, Opisthorchiidae. The transcript has a single exon. The record is from RefSeq and is a predicted model, not a curated record. The coding region runs from base 1 to 195 and encodes 64 amino acids.